UCCAGCAUGGAAGACGCCCUGGACGGCCGCGAGGGGGGCGGUAGCGGCGCGGGGUUCGACUCGGCCGCCAUCUUGAAUGAUGACGUGUCACCCACAACUAGCUUCUGCUAUAAUAUACCUAACCUUUUUAAUGGGCUGGGUCCAGGCUCGGUGCUGUGCGAGCGCGCGGAGGCCGAGCCGCCGGAGCCCUACGCGGAGGCUGCGGAGGAACCGGCCGAGGCACCCUAUGAUGACGAUGACGAGUACUCGCCCAAAUCUAGUGAGUGGUAUUCAAAAGGAGAUGUUCCGAAACGAAAACAACGAAGAUACAGAACUACAUUCUCCAACGUCCAGUUAGAACAACUAGAGGCGGCGUUCCACAAGACCCACUACCCUGACGUGUUCUUCAGAGAGGAGCUAGCCAUGAGGAUCGAUCUGACUGAAGCCAGAGUACAGGUUUGGUUCCAAAACCGUCGAGCCAAGUGGCGGAAGCAGCAGAAGGCUGGUUGUGACUACCCACAGAGGUCAAGGUCACCAGAUCAACGGUCUCCUUCCACCUUGGCGCUGGAAAUGAGGGACUUUAUUACCAUACCGGUGUCAUCACCGCAAAUGAUAACUCUGACAGAGUCAACGAAUCAGCAGGCUUACUCUAACCAGAAGCUGAAAUCUCCACAACCAGCCAUCCACAUAUCGGCCUUACCAACCAGAGCGAAUUCGUCCAUGGACCUUCCUUCUUUCUCCAUACCUCUGCAAUAUAACCUCGGGAGUUUUAAACGAGUGGAUGAAGAGAUACAUUUUGAUAUCGAAGGAACUUCAACGGAUAAUGAUCAGACACAUCAGUGGGAUGGAAGAAUGAUGAACAAUUUUAACCUGAUGCAUCUGAAACCAUUGAUUGAAAAUCGAGAAACCACUGACGUAGAACUCAAGUAUGAAGUUAAAAAUGAAGGCGCGAGACUCAAUUACAAUGAAAUAGGCAAUGUUAGUAUUCAAAGUACUGCUAUAGAAGCUGAUGAUAUACUAGGUAAGGAAACAGCUAAUGAAGGGCAAACUAUAUCGCCAGAUUUUGAAAUAGAGAGAUAUCAGAAUUAUCAGAACGAGGAAAAAAGAUUUAGAGAAGAUUAUGAGAAUUCAGUAGCUGAUGAUAGUAAUAAUAAGUGCGAAUUUGUUUGUGAUAAUGAUUUUUUGUGCCAUAAAGAUAAUUGUGAAUAUGAUAAGGGAGAAAGUAAGAGAGAGGACUUCGAAGGUUGUGCUCUUUUGGAUGCCGAUAGCAAUGUCGGUUUUGAAAACAAUAUCUGAUGCUAAAAAAAAUUAUUACAUUUGAUCUAGUCACUAGCCUAGUCUUAGUAGUCGAAAUAAGUAAUGACUAAUGUUGUUAGUAGGUAUAUGAAAAUAAAGCC
This is a messenger RNA of Plutella xylostella (diamondback moth), 1376 nucleotides long. The record is from RefSeq and is a predicted model, not a curated record. Lineage: Eukaryota; Metazoa; Arthropoda; Insecta; Lepidoptera; Plutellidae.